Molecule: messenger RNA, 1389 nt
Organism: Colletotrichum orchidophilum
Lineage: Eukaryota; Fungi; Ascomycota; Sordariomycetes; Glomerellales; Glomerellaceae
Product: paxneb protein
Exons: 2
Coding region: 1-1389 (462 amino acids)
Biological process (GO): tRNA wobble uridine modification
Cellular component (GO): cytoplasm; transcription elongation factor complex; elongator holoenzyme complex
Source: RefSeq, a predicted model, not a curated record
AUGAUAUGCAUUUAUAUCAUCCAUAGGCUGCCACUGAAUUCAGACCGAAAUCGCAUACACGUUCGUAAGGAUCUCGUGUAUCUUGGGGCAAUUUCUUCCUGGCACACGGGCGGGCACACGAACCAAACAACUUCCAAAAUUCAAUCCCUCCUCAGCACUACGACUAGGUUUCUCACACAGAAUUGGCUGCGGACCGUGACUCAGUGUGUCAAGCACACCUCCCGCUCCGGUACCAUGUCGUUCAGGAAGAAGAAUGUCGUUCUUGGGUCAUCCGCAAGGGGUCCUCUAGGUGUGCAUAUGGCUCCAAAGCAGGAAGCUCUGCCACCGGUGGGGACUCGUUCAUCCCCCCUCGACGGCCGACCUACAAUUUCUACUGGAACGGCAUCUUUGGAUCAGCUUUUGGCAGGGCACGCAGGAUUACCACUUGGCUUCAGUAUUCUAAUAGAAGAAUCCGGGACGACAGACUUCUCGGGUGUACUUCUCAGAUACUAUGCCGCCGAGGGUCUCGUACAGGGCCAACAAAUACACGUGCUUGGCCCGACAGAUGCGUGGAGAGGUGAGCUUCCAGGACUUGGCAAAGUCAGUGGCUCAAGCACAAGAAAAUCGGCAUCAGUAUCAGACGAGAAGAUGAAAAUUGCAUGGAGAUAUGAGAGCCUUGGCAACAAUGCCGGCCCAAGGACGAACAACAAUGGGCCAGCAGGUACUACUGACGUUUUCUGUCACUCCUUUGACCUCGGAAAACGCCUGCAAGCUAGUGACAUCAAGGGCGUACUACACGCAACACCAUCCACUGCUGCCAUGAGCUGGCUUCAGCCCUCAGGACCUACCAGCUCUUCCCCAUUCGACACGUUUAUUAGCAACGUAUCGGCGAAGCUGAAGGCAUUGCCACCCGGUACGAUUCAUCGCAUUAUAGUACCGAGCCUUCUGUCGCCCGCACUUUACGGUUCCUCGUUCUGCCGGCCGGCGGAUGCCCUGCAGUUCUUACAUAAACUGAGAGCACUUUUGCGUCAGCACGAAGGGAGUCUGACAGCCAUGAUCUCGAUUUCAACUUCGUUGUUCCCGCGGUCGACAGGGUUUACAAGAUGGAUGGAGCUCCUGUGCGAUGGAGUGCUGGAGAUGCUGCCGCUGCCUAGGAAAGUGCACGUUGAGCCGAAUACUAAAUCGGAAGACGUCGUGCAAGGUAUGCUGAAGGUGCAUAGCCUACCUGUUUACCACGAGAGAGGAGGAGGUAUAGAGGGCCAGUCUUCACGGGAAAACCUUUCCUUUAGGAUGAGCAGCUCAAGUGGGCUCAUAGUCAAGCCUUACGUUCUGCCGCCUCUGUUGGACGAAGAGGGAGGGGGCCAAGGAGCCAAGGCCGAGGGGAAGAAGGGGAAAAAGCUUGAAUUCUGA